This is a messenger RNA of Trichomonas vaginalis G3, 2526 nucleotides long. Its product is annotated as barbed-end actin filament uncapping. The record is from RefSeq and is a predicted model, not a curated record. Bases 1 to 2526 code for a protein of 841 amino acids. Gene Ontology annotation, cellular component: lamellipodium; plasma membrane. Gene Ontology annotation, biological process: cell migration; regulation of Arp2/3 complex-mediated actin nucleation. Lineage: Eukaryota; Parabasalia; Trichomonadida; Trichomonadidae. The transcript has a single exon.
AUGAACGAAAAACCAUCCUUUGAUUAUCACUUAGAUGCACACGAAAGGAAGAGCGUCGAAAAACUCGUUCCUCUCAACCAAGCUAAGAUUCAUAUCGCUAUUCGUGCAGACGUCCGUAUAAAUGGCACAAAACAUAAGAAAGGCGCUGUUUGUUUAUCCGAGCAUAUGCUUGUUUUCGCUAAAAAGAAAGUUAUCGGCAAGUCAUUCUCAAUGCUUGCAACUCUUCACCUUUUAGAUAUCAUUUCGAUGUCUACAAAAUCCGAUUACUUUAUCGAGGUUGCUUCAAAUACAGACCAAUAUACAAUAUAUACACAGGAAGCUAUGCGUCUUGCUCGCACAAUCGUCAGAGAUUACAUAUUAUCAUGCGCUCUUAUUCCAGUAUCAAAGCGCUUCAAAUUCGUUCCACACGAUCCAUCAAAAUUCCCGAAGUUCGAACCGCAACUUUCCCCAUCUCAGGCGUUUCAGUUUACUUACAACGCUGCUUGUUCCUAUUUCGACGCUACCUAUCAGCACCGCGUUGUCCAAUUCUACCACAAGAACCUCAUGACCAACAACGGUCUCAUCAAUCUUAACCAGCUUCCUCUCGACCUUAUCGAAACUAACCUUAGAUCCCCAAUGGAUUUAGAGCCAUUCUUCUAUGCCCUUAAAUACUGCCCUUACAUUUUCGGUAUUUGCUGCACAGAUGUCAUCAGACCUGACCUUUUCAAGACAAUAGCUCAAUUAAUCGAAGUUAACAACAACAUCCACAUUGUUUCCCUCGAGAACUGCAAUAUCGACCUUGGCGUCGAAGAACUUGCCAAUGCUAUCCAGAAUAACCCAAAGUGCAAUGUCCGUUAUUGGGAUUUCUCAGGCAAUAAAUUUGCCGACGCCGAGCCAUUGAUGGCAGCUUUCUUCAACUAUCCAACCCCAAUUUUCUUCCUCGAUCUUGGCGACUGCGAUCUUUCUGCUAACGCCACAACGAUGCUCUUUGAAGCUAUCAGUGUCAACAAGCAGCUCUGGAAGCUCCAGUAUCUCCACAUCCCAGGCGCUAAAAUUACAGACAAAUCCGCUCAGAUCUUCAAGAAGCAUUUACAGAAUAUGAACGACAAUGGUUCGUACAACCUCAAGUCCAUCGAUUUCGGUGGCAUCCAGUCCGGCGUUCACCACAUUCUCGAAGGCCUUGUUUCCUAUCCACAGCCUCUUGAGAAUUUGAACAUUGCCGACUCAAAGAUCAAAACAAACUCACUCAACGCGCUUAUUACAUUCAUCUCACACUCCGCAUACCUCAAGGAACUCAACAUUAGCGGCACAGGCCUUAAUGUUUCACAAACAACGGAAGUUAUCAAAGCAAUUCAGCACAACUCCGACAUCUGCAAGAACUUCUCACUCCACAUUGGCGGCCUCAAGCUUCACGGCAAGGAUCUUACAGACAUUCUCAAUGUCCUCAAGAAGACACCAUCCGCAUGGAUUCUUCUCGAUCUUGCCGACUCCGGACUUGAGAAAGACGAUGUCGACACCCUUACAAAGAUGGUUCCAAAGCUCCCGAACCUUGCAUCUCUCCAAUUGAACGAUAACUUCCAUCACAGCCAGACCGGCAUCGGCGACUGCCUUUCCAAGCUUGUCCAGAUUGCCCAGCUUAAGUCUGUCGGCCUCAAGGGCUGCAAGUCCAACGGUCUCGAGUCAGAACUCACUCCAGUUUUGAGAGCACUCAGAACAAACGACCACAUUCUUUCCUUAGACAUCAGAAACAACUACGGUGGUGCAGAACAAUGCAACCAACUCGCCAAAGUUGUACAAUCAAACAACACAUUGAUACAGCUUCUUUACGAUGGCGCAAGACCUAAGACAGUCGAACCAAUUCUCGAUCUCCUUGAUUCAAUGAAGAACUCCAAGAGCCUUGUUUCCGUCAUGCUUCCAGCAGAUGAUACAUACAAGGCACUUGCAAAGCUUCCUUCCAAGGACAGAGCGAGAUUCAUUCCAUCAAUCGCUUCCAAACAAGACGCAGUUUACCUCAACGCUCUUACAAACCAGGCGAUGAAAGGAAUGAUGUCUUUCAUGCAGAUCAAGCACGUCCCAGAACUCAACGAUAUCGUAGAGGAACUCACCGGACAAUUGGCCGAGGAUUUGACAAAGGUCGAACUUCACCUCCACUCAGCUGUCGGAUCCCUCAUCGGUCUCAAACUUCCUUUCGCAUCAGAAAACGAAGUCACAGGAGACGAAGCACACAUCACAGUUGUUGCUCACGGCGCAGACGAGUACGAGACACCAGAAGCUGCACAACAGGUCGUCGAAAAGGUCGGAGAGGACCUCACAAACCUUGCAACACUCCAGUUCAACUCUCUCGCCAUCAAGAGACCAUCACUUGGAUCAAGGACACUCAGAUCUCCUGCAAACAAGGAUUACUCAUCAGAGGACUACUACUCGUCAGACGAGGAUUACUACAACUCAGACAACGACUACGACUCUGAUAGUGAUCAUCCUAGAGAGAGAAAGAGAAAGUCUGUUAACAUUAAUGCGGAUGUUUCUCAAAUGCCGCAGAAUUAUUAA